Messenger RNA from Diatraea saccharalis (sugarcane borer), 1752 nucleotides. Lineage: Eukaryota; Metazoa; Arthropoda; Insecta; Lepidoptera; Crambidae. The record is from the annotation of a GenBank genome assembly.
GUCAGCGUGGUGAUGUCCGCUAGUGCGGAUGGGCGGCGCGGGCUGGGCGCGCGGCGAGGCGCGUGUUGCCGACGAUUCCGACUUUGAGACCUUAAAGAACCUCCUCUCUUCGGAAGAUGGCUGGACCUUAGAAUACGAGAAGGACGGAGUCAAAGUCUGGGCCGAGGAUGCAGCACACGGCGCGCUCAGGACGGUCAAGGUGGUGGCGGAAUUUGACGAUGUGGAGCCAGACGCGCUUUAUGAUGUACUGCACGAUCCCGAGUACCGGUCCGUGUGGGACACCCACAUGCUGGCCGCCGAGGACGCCGGCCACAUCAACGUCAACAAUGACGUUGGCUACUACGCAAUGUCCUGCCCAGCACCCCUCAAGAAUCGCGACUUCGUGUUGCAGCGUUCCUGGCUGGACACCGGCGAUGAGAAGAUGAUCCUCAACCAUUCCGUAUACCACAAGGAUUAUCCCCCUAGAAAAGGAUUUGUCAGAGCGAUGUCCCUGUUGACCGGCUUUGUGGUCAGAACGCGGCCGCAGGGUGGCAGCUACCUCGGCUAUGUUUCCCGCUCCGAUCCUCGAGGAGCAUUACCGGCGUGGCUUGUCAAUAAAGUUACGGCUCAGCUGGCCCCACGGCUGGUCCAGCAGUUACAUAUAGCAGCGCGCAAGUACCCCGGCUGGAAGGCCCUCACUGAGCUCCCAUAUCACAAGCCUUGGCGCCAUCCUGACCAGGUGCCAUCCUACAGGAUCUCUCUUGCUGACUGCGUUGACCCUGAUGCUCCACCACCACCAGAGGAACCGAAAGCUGACACGUCAAAGUCAAAGUUAGAAGUACCACGUCCAAAAGGAAUCGAGAGUCACAGCGUCGAAGACUUAGGAGAUAUAUCGUCAGAGUUUAGUGUCGAGGUGGACGAAGAUAUGUCAGACCUUACGUUAGACCCCACAAAGAAACGGGGCAAGUUCUACAAGCUAGUUAAAUCAAUGAAAAACAGACGGAAAAGUGUGCAAGUCGCGAAGAGCGCUGAUAACCUUCUCGAGGGGAAACCAGAAGACAAGCAGGAAAAGAAGAAGGGCUUUAAAUUUCACCGCAGAUUCAGUCUUAGCAGAGGAAAAGAAGAUUGAGCUCAUUUGACCAUUGGUUUCAUGGUAAUAAAUUAUUCUCAUUCAAUCACUUGGGAGAUCUUCUACAAACCUUGAAUGUGGUGUGUGUGAUUUUGAAAGUGUCAGCUUAAAGAAGUGUCAGAUUAUAAGAGUGACAGAUUUAUAAUGUGUCAGAUUAUAAAUAACAUAUUUUUUUUAAGUACAUUGUUUUUUAUAAAAUAAGACGAAAGGGGGAUGUGGGUGCUUUUUUGUCUUAAUAUAAUUUUAGAUUGUUUUUUUUUAUGAUUUUCUUUUAAUAUUUAUCUGGUUAUCGAUUUUACAAUGAUUACUACUGAAAUAUUACUGUUUGUAACAUAUCAGAUAUGAGACGCACACUAGUCAGUGUUUGGUAAUCGAUGUGUAUGUGUAUUAACAUUUUCAGUUUGGGACCUACUUUCUAAAUGAACUAACGGAUAAGGUAAUGUAAUAUCAAUGAAUGUUAGUUACGCUCGAAGUCAUGUGUUUGAUGAUUGAAAUACUGAAGAGAAAAGAGAGAGAUUCGUUUAAUAAUUAAGAGUUAUAAAUUUUUGGUAAGGAAUAUAGAACUGUUGAAAAAAAUAUUUGCUACAAAAAUAAGAUUUUUAUUAAAAAUCUCACUACAAAUUCUUUAAAUAGAUAAAAAUGUU